AUGAAAAGGAAGACCCGCAAUUUUGUGAACAAUGCGGAGUCGAGUUUGUUGAUUCUCGGAUACGAAGAUAUCAAAUGGGCUGCAUCAAACUGCAUACCCGGUAAUGCAUGUGUGAUUCGAAAUGAGAAACUGUCAUCCCAUUUAAUCCAAUCGGGAUGCCCUGUACCUGACAUGUUUCUUGGUAGGAGUAACAUGAAGCUCAGAAUUAGGGAUGAUCCCCAUUUUUUUUACUACCCGGAGCUUCGAUACAUUUCGAAAUCGAGAGAUGUCUACCGGGGGAGGUUUAUUAGACAACAAUUAGCCAAUCUAGAUUUACGAAUUAUUAUAGACUAUUCAUUGGUAGAAUGGAAAGAAUUGGAGGAAGAGGAACCCACAGGGAACGAAUGGGAAGAUCGAAAAGUUGGAAGAAGAAAAGAUUUUUUGCUUAGACGCAUGGAAUUGGCUAAGCAUUUUAUUCGAACAAAUAUAGAACCAAAAUGGAUGGUUUUGCGUUUAUUACCAGUUCUUCCUCCUGAGUUGAGACCAAUCUAUCAUAUAGAUGAGGAUAAACUAGUGACCUCGGAUAUUAAUGAAAUCUAUAGAAGAAUUAUCUAUCGGAAUAAUACUCUUAAAGAUCUAUUAACAACAAGUAUAGCUACGCCAGAAGAAUUAAUAAUAUCUCAGGAAAAAUUGCUACAAGAAGCCGUGGAUGCACUUCUUGAUAAUGGAAUAUGCGGACAACCAAUGAGGGAUGAUCAUAAUAGAGUUUACAAGUCGCUUUCAGAUGUAAUUAAAGGCAAAGAAGGAAGAGUUCGCGAGACUCUGCUUGGUAAACGGGUCGAUUAUUCAGGGCGGUCCGUGAUUGUCGUGGGCCCUUCACUUUCAUUACAUCGAUGUGGAUUGCCUCGCGAAAUAGCAAUAGAACUUUUCCAGGCAUUUGAAAUUCUGGAUGACCAUCCUGUAUUGCUGAAUAGAGCGCCUACUCUACAUAGAUUAGGCAUACAGGCAUUCCUCCCCGUUUUAGUGGAAGGGCGCGCUAUUUGUUUACAUCUAUUAGUUUGUAAGGGCUUCAAUGCAGACUUUGACGGGGAUCAAAUGGCUGUUCAUGUGCCUUUAUCUUUGGAGGCUCAAGCAGAGGCGCGUUUACUUAUGUUUUCUCAUAUGAAUCUUUUGUUGGAUUAG
Molecule: messenger RNA, 1161 nt
Organism: Lactuca saligna
Lineage: Eukaryota; Viridiplantae; Streptophyta; Magnoliopsida; Asterales; Asteraceae
Source: the annotation of a GenBank genome assembly